Messenger RNA from Staurois parvus, 621 nucleotides. NCBI's taxonomy places the organism in Eukaryota, Metazoa, Chordata, Amphibia, Anura, Ranidae. The record is from the annotation of a GenBank genome assembly.
CUAGUUGCUGGCAUUUUCACUGCUUCCACCAUUGCAGAAAAGAAGACACAGGUAGACUCUGUGGUUGCUCCAGUCCCAUCUCUUCGCCUGCCAUAUCAUCGGAGGACGAAACGGUACACUCUAACUCCAGGCCUACUCAAAUGGGACCACUUCAAUUUGACAUACAGAAUUGUCUCAUUCCCAAGAAACUUAAUUAAUGAAAGUGAAACAAGAAAGGGCAUAGUGUCAGCCUUCCGUAUGUGGAGUGAUGUGACUCCCUUCCACUUCAAAGAAGUCCCUGCAGACCAAGAAAGUGACCUGAAGAUUGGUUUCUAUGGUAUAAAUCACACGGACUGCCUGGAGUCAACCAUCCACUACUGCUUUGAUGGAACAACUGGGGAGUUAGCACAUGCCUAUUUUCCAAAGACUGGGGAAAUUCACUUUGAUGACAGCGAAUACUGGAUUGUGGGGAACACCAGGUUCAGCUGGAAGAAAGGAGUGUGGCUAACAGAUCUGAUACACGUAGCAGCACAUGAGAUCGGACAUUCUCUGGGGCUAAUGCACUCUCUGAACAGAGAUGCUCUGAUGCAUAUUAAUGCCACACUGACUGGGAAGAAGACUAUCUCCCAGGAUGACAUGUGG